Cajanus cajan (pigeon pea) is the source of this 1927-nucleotide messenger RNA. Its product is annotated as pentatricopeptide repeat-containing protein At4g33170. Gene Ontology annotation, molecular function: protein binding; RNA binding. Gene Ontology annotation, biological process: RNA modification. Lineage: Eukaryota; Viridiplantae; Streptophyta; Magnoliopsida; Fabales; Fabaceae. The record is from RefSeq and is a predicted model, not a curated record.
UGGUUACCAAAAUUCAAGAUCUAAAGUAUUCAUGUGUGAAUCAAAAUAUGCUUCGGUCCACCGUUUUCUUAGAAGCGAAAAGAGGCUUCCUUUUCCAGGCAUGUUUUGUAUCAAAAAAUGAGCAUACCGUAGCCACAAGUGAGGAGAUCUAUUCGCAUCUAUUGCGAGGAUACGCGAAAGACUCGAAUUUGGUGAGUGGAAGAGCAGUUCACGCUAAAUUAAUCACAGGCUCUAUUCCUUUCACUGUUUUUCUUCAAAACCAUUUGCUUAACAUGUACGUCAAAGUUGGAGACCUUCCUUCGGGCCUAAAAGUGUUUGACGAAAUGCCCCAGAGAAAUGUGGUGUCCUGGUCCGCUGUCAUGGCUGGUUGCAUCCAAAAUGGCUGUGCUUCGGAGGCUCUUUCUUUGUUCAGCCGUAUGCAUCACGAGGGAGUUACGAAACCAAACGAGUUCACGUUUGUUAGCGCUCUACAGGCAUGCUCUUUAACUAAUGUUACUCUGGCUUACCAGAUUUAUUCAUUAGUUGUGCGGUCAGGACUCAUGUCUAAUAUCUUCUUACUCAACACAUUUUUGACAGCCCUACUGAGGCAUGGUAAAUUGGCGGAAGCCUUUAAAGUUUUUGACCAAAGUCCAGGCAAGGAUAUCGUGUCUUGGAAUACCAUCAUAGGGGGUUACUUGCAGUUUUCUUGUGAGCGGAUUCCUGAAUUUUGGUGUUGCAUGAACCGUGAGGGUGUGAAACCUGAUAACUUCACAUUUGCCACCGCCCUCACUGGGUUGGCUGCUCUGUCUUAUCUACAAAUGGGAACGCAAGUUCAUGCUCGCCUUGUCAAGAGUGGAUAUGGGGAUGACCUUUGUGUGGGGAACUCACUGGCUGAUAUGUAUAUAAAAAAUCAUAAGUUGGUAGAAGGUUUCAGAGCUUUUGAAGGGACGCCUAACAAAGAUGUGUGCUCCUGGUCCCAGAUGGCUGCUGGAUGUUUACACUGCGGGGAACCAAGAAAGGCACUUGCAGUCAUUGCACAGAUGAAGAAAAUGGGUGUAAAGCCAAACAAAUUUACCUUGGCAACUGCUCUAAAUGCUUGUGCCAGUUUGGCUUCACUAGAGGGAGGGAAACAAAUUCAUGGCUUGAGGAUUAAGCUUGAAAGGGACAUUGAUGUGUGUGUUGAUAAUGCUCUUCUCGAUAUGUAUGCAAAAUGUGGAUGCAUGGAUAGUGCAUGGGGUGUUUUUGGAUCAAUGAACUCCCGUUCUGUCAUUUCUUGGACAACAAUGAUAAUGGCAUGCGCGCAGAAUGGCCAAUCCAGAGAAGCUCUUCAAAUUUUUCAAGAAAUGAGGGAGGCGGGUGUAGUGCCUAACCACAUCACCUUCAUUUGUGUUCUUUAUGCAUGUAGUCAAGGUGGGUUUGUUGAUGAAGGGUGGAAGUACUUUUCUUCCAUGACCAAAGACUAUGGAAUCUUCCCCGGAGAAGAUCACUACGCCUGUAUGGUGAAUAUUCUUGGCCGGGCUGGACUUAUUAAAGAAGCUAAGGAGUUAAUCCUAAGAAUGCCGUUUCAGCCGGGUGCGCUUGUUUGGCAAACAUUGCUCGGUGCUUGUCAGAUUCAAGGCGAUGUAGAAACUGGGAAACUUGCAGCAAAACGUGCCAUACGACGAGACCAAAAGGACCCGUCAACCUAUUUAUUAUUGUCCAACAUGUUUGCUCAAUUUAGCAAUUGGGAUGGCGUGGCGAUUCUGAGAGAACUGAUGGAGAUAAGGGAUGUAAAGAAAGUACCAGGAUCCAGUUGGAUUGAAAUCGAUAGGAUUUAACAAAUUUCAUUCAAACAUACGAAAAAUCUUCAUUUCAUAUCACCCUUUCUUUUACAAGUUAUCACACGUUACAUGGGAUAUAACGUUGAGUUAUGUGAGACAAAAACUAUUUUCGAUUCCGGAAAGGAAUU